GAAAACGAACAGACUUAUUAUUAGAACAUAAUUUCAAAGUAGCAAUAUAAUAAUGCUAACGUGACGAUAUAACAUCUAGGAAAUAUGAAAUACUUUUAGUGAAACGCAAAAAAUACAAUUGACCGAUUUUGAUAAUUGAAGCGUCUAGUGACUCCUGUUCCGGUCCCGCCAAUAUUCUUCGCGAGUUCUCAAUCUUCUUCCGUGACUCCUCUGGUUGCCUCUAAUCUUGUUCCUAACCUCAAUCGCAUUCAGAGUUAUUGGCGCGCACGUCCGUGUAAGUUUAGCGCGUGAUCCGUACGUGGCCUUGCCAGCCGAUUCAGCAUAAUAAUUUUGUAAUUUUCACUGAAACCUGCUCCGAUUUAUCGUCGAGAGGAUUUAAGUGCAUGCUGGUUCAUGUAUUAGCUAUCUGCAUUCGCUCAUUCCUUCAGUUUUAAAACAUCUGUUUUAAAAUGAAGACUAUAUCGAUGCCCAAGAAAGGGAAAAAACGACUUCUUCGAGAGAUUUCCCCUCCUUCAAAGCCAAACCAGAAGUCAAAAAACGUAGUUGAAUCCAAAAAGAAACAUAAAAAGGGUAAAAUUGAUAAUACUGUACAGAAUGGAGACCCUGUGUUACAAACUAAUGUACAAGUCUCUGAGAGGGUAAAUAAGAGAAGGCAAAGAAAGAAAUCGAAGAAAGUAAAGGGACAAAAUGAUAACAACGUUGAAAUGUUGUCGAAAGCAAAAAUAAAGGCAAAUAUAGCCGAGAAAGCUGAAUCAACGGUUGUUGAGUCCCAGAAGAAAAUUACUGAUGAAAAGAAGGAGAAGAAGUUGGAGCAUUUGAAGAAUAAGCAAUUAAUUCGUGGGAUGAACAAAACUACGAUUAAGAAAGGACGAUACAAACUAAUACCGGGUCAUAUGAAAGUUCCCCUUGAUCUAGAUAGAAUGAAAGAGACACUGGCUAAACUCAGGAGUGGGAAAGAUUUAUCAAAGACGGCGAAAAAGAGAAUAGGUGUACUACUUCGAAAGAUUGCAGUGGCGGAGGCAGAGAAUAAGUCUAAGAAAUUAAGUACCAUAGAGGAGGAUAACGACAACCAGCAUCAAGUGAAGAAGUCUUUAAAGAACAAGCAGAAAGCUAAACCCAUGGACAAGAAAAAAACAAGGAAGGGGGAACGUCGCAGAAAUAGAAAAGCUAAUAUUGAGAUAGAACAGAAUAAUCAAAAUGACAAUGAUGAGAACGACGAAGAUCAAAGCGACACAGAUGAAAACGACGAAGACAUGGAGAAGGAAGAUGAAGCUACGGACUUCGGACAAACAGAAGUCGAUGUUGAAAGUGUCGAAGAUGAUAGUGACCAAAGAGACGACGAUGAAACAGCUAUUGUAGAAGCUAAGAAGAAAAAAGAGGUAACACAUGUCGAUGAAUCCUCGGGUGCUCCGAUAAAGAAGAACAGAAAAAAGAAACGAUACGUCCUUCUUGUGGGAAACUUGCCACAUGAUAUAACGACGAACCAACUGAAGCAACACUUCCUGACUAAAGUUAGCAAAAUAACUAACAUCAAGAUUAACCAACACACAAAGGCAAAGGGCUUUGCGCGCGUGGUAGUGUCGAACAGUGCAGAUUACGAGAAAGGACUCUCGCUGAAUCAUACAUUGCUGAGGAAAAAGAGGAUAAGUGUGCAAUUUACAUCGCCAAAGAACUUGAAAAAAGUAGACAUUGUUGCUAAAAAUAAGAAGCUGGAAGCGCUUCGCAAAACUGAGAAAUUGGCCAACGUCAGAGAGAAGAAGAAAUUAUUGAAAAAGGGAAAACAAAAGUUCACGGGAUUAUAGGGUUAAUGGAGAAGCGCACUGUGUGCGAAAUUAUUUGUUUUUCAGAGAAAAAUUCUUAUUUUACUUUAAAUAUUUUUAAUAUUGUGAAUGCCAUUUACCGGGAAUUAUCGGGAAAGUGCUUUAGCAAACGCAAAGUUCUCACAUGAUGACAUAAAUAGGACUGUCUCUCAUGUGAAUAUACUUUAUCGAUUAUGACUGUUUUUUUUUGUUCUCUAGAUGUGCUCAAUGAUAAAUAUAUUGCUAUAUAUUACUAUAUUGCUACAUAUCAGUUAUAUAUUACUGAUUGAUUUCUCCCUAAUGGGGAUUCUUCUCUCAUGUAAAUAUUUUAAUUGGCCGCCGAUACGGCUCUUCAAAGUGUAUGUAUGUGUAUGUUCCACAGCAUUGUAUUCAUAAAACAAACGAACGCGACGCAUUUGCACUCUCAUUCAGCGCGGACUCGUGACAUUUAUCGUAUUGCGAGAAAAUACGCUCCUACGCUACGAACGAGUCGUCAUUUUUAGCUUCGUACUAUUCUCUCUUCGCGACAUCAGUAAUGCAUAAUUCCGUAUAAAGAGAGAACUCUCAGCUCUACACAGUAUGUGUAUAUGUAUGUGUGUGUAUGUGGUAGACAGAACUUUAUGCAAAAUAAUCUGUGGUUUAUAUAUAUACAAACGAGAACGCGAUGCGUGCGAUAAUAUGUUCGAGAUUGCUGUCACUUCGCGAGAUUAAAUCGAAAUCUGCUUGUUAAAUACUUAAGACGAGCAUGGGAGACGAUACGUGCGAACUAGGGACGAACGAUGCUUCUAACGAGGAUUCACGAUCGACUAAAUCUAUAAAGGUACAUACUUUUAUAUGCCUUUGUGUACGUUAUUCUUAGUAUACUAUAUUAAGGAUUAAUAUCGACCCCCGAAACAUGUAUUAGCCUUUGGAAUGUACGUGUACACGCGUCAUAAAUAUCUCAUCACACUUGCCGAUCACAAUCUUCAACCAUUGUUUGCAUCGUAAAUGAUCCAAUUGCUCGUAAUCUCUUAUAUGUGCGACUUUUGCACAGGAACUGUUCUCCGAACGUAUCAUAUGCCCGGAAGAACUAAACGAAUUCUUACAAGGUCGUAUUCAUGUAAGUACAAUUUUAAUAUAGACAGUACGUGUAUAAAACGAGAAAUAAAAAUAUUCUUUAAAGUAAAAAUAUCCCCUUGA
Messenger RNA from Dinoponera quadriceps, 2978 nucleotides. Its product is annotated as nucleolin-like. The coding region runs from base 450 to 1802 and encodes 450 amino acids. NCBI's taxonomy places the organism in Eukaryota, Metazoa, Arthropoda, Insecta, Hymenoptera, Formicidae. The record is from RefSeq and is a predicted model, not a curated record. The transcript has 4 exons. Gene Ontology annotation, molecular function: RNA binding.